AGGAGGGGGGUUUUGGGAGGGGAGAUUCGAGUGGCUAGGGUUAGAGACGACGGGGAAGGGUUGGUGGUUGCAUGCGAGUGGGAGGCGAUGGAAGGGAGUCGGUAUUUGGGAGUGACGGAGCCGAUCUCGACGGCCGACCCAACGGAGGUUGACUACGUGAACACGAAACAAUUGGAGGAAUGUGUGAAGGGGCUGGCGCUGCAGGGUAGCCGAGAAGAGGAAGUUCGGCGAGAGGAGGUUCUGGGGCGGUUGGAUGAGCUCGUGAAUGUGUGGGUGAAGUCGAUGAGCCGGAAGAAGGGGCUGAACGAUGAGUACGUGAGGGAAGCGCGGUGUAAGAUUUUCACUUUUGGGUCCUACCGGCUCGGCGUGCACGGGCCUGGGGCGGACAUCGAUACGCUGUGUGUAGGUCCUUGCUAUGUGACGCGGGAGGAGGAUUUUUUCGUGGAAUUGCAUGAUUUGUUGCAGAAAACCGAAGGGGUCACGGAGCUGCACACGGUGCCGGACGCUCAUGUGCCUGUCAUGAGUUUUGAGUUCAACGGGAUCCCUAUUGAUCUAUUGUACGCGCGCCUGCCUUUGUGGGUCAUCCCUGAGGAAUUAGACAUUCUGCAAGAUACCAUCUUGCAAAACGUGGACGAGCAGAGCGUGCGGAGUUUGAAUGGGUGCCGGGUUACGGAUCGCAUUCUGCGCCUCGUGCCUAACAUGGAGCACUUUCGGACUACUCUGAGGUAUGUGAAGCUGUGGGCCAAGAGGCGAGGGGUUUAUUCCAAUGUCAUCGGGUUUCUGGGAGGUGUUAACUGGGCUUUGCUUGUGGCUCGCAUUUGCCAACUUUACCCUAACGCCGUGCCGAGCGUGCUGUUGUCGAGGUUCUUUCGGGUGUACAAGCAGUGGCGCUGGCCAAACCCAGUGAUGCUCUGUGCAAUCGAGGAGGGUCCUCUCGGGCUUCCCGUUUGGGAUCCUCGCAGGAAUCCCAGAGACAGGUCACACUUGAUGCCAAUCAUAACCCCCACGUAUCCCUGCCAGAAUUCAAGUUUCAAUGUCUCCAAUAGCACCUUGCGCGUUAUGACAGAGGAGUUUAAGCGCGGGGAUAGUAUUUGUGAUUCUUUGGAUUCAAAAGUGGCAGAUUGGAGUAAGUUGUUUGAACCAUACCCCUUCUUUGAGAGUUACAAAAACUACCUACAAAUCGACAUCAGUGCAGGUGACGAGGAAGACCUUAGAAUCUGGAAGGGUUGGGUAGAGUCGCGGCUCAGACAGCUUAUUCUGAAGGUGGAGAAAGACACAUUUGGCGCGCUUCAGUGUCAUCCACAUCCCAGUGCUUUCCAUGAUACAAGUAAGAGAGUUCAGGUUUGUUCUUUCUUUGUGGCUUUGCAACGUAAGCAGGGUGCUCCACCAAGUUCAACUCCGUUCGACAUGUGUCACACGAUAGCUGAGUUCAAACAUUCAGUAAACCAGUAUUUGUUGUGGAAGCCGACAAUGAAAAUCCAUGUAUCGCAUGUGCGGCCGAAGCAGAUACCAACCUAUGUAUUUCCUAAUGGGAUCCGUCCAGUACGGCCUCCCAGGCCUACGAUCCAUAAACCUGGAACUAAUCCGGACAAUGUACCCACAUCUCAGUCUCCAGAAGCGAGCACAAGGUCCGUGGUGACCCCACCAAGUGAAGAGCCUGAGCUGCCAAUUCCUGGCACUAAGAGGGGUGCAGAAAGUCUUGGUGUGCUUGGAAAAAGGGUUAGGGUUGAGCUCAGGUCUGAGAGUUGAUUGUUAAGGCCGAGAAGGUCUUUCUCGGCACUAAUAACCCACAGAAACCUUGUAUUGUAACUUGGAGGUCAUUUACCCUGUCACUCCCACGCCCAAGCUUGAGGAAGGGAGAUUUUCUGUGAAUACAGCGCAUUGCGGUAGUGGGGAAAGAAAGGUGAUUCGUGGAGUUUAGAGGAUAGUUUGCUAUUGACGCCGUAGGUUGUUCUCCUUGGACAUUGCGUGAUCUUGGAACCAGCACAGUUUGUCGGAAUCGAUAUUUUUGAGCUGUUGCCCUCUCUUAAGGGUUCUCAGAUCACCCAAUUUCCUUGAAGAACCAGUUUAGAAGGAAUUAUGAUGCUGAAUACCCUGGGUAGGCUGCAGUGAGAGGAAGCUACUUGUUUGACAUUAUACUAUUUUGAGGGGAGUUGGGGAAUGAGUUGCUCUUAACCAGGAUUAGCAUACAAAAAGAAAAAAAAGAGGAAAACCAGAAAAAAACUAAACGAUUUGGAUGAUUCCAGAAUCGCGUGUAAUAUGUUCUACAGUACUUCAGCCUGUAUGAUAAUAUUUUUUUUGGCUAAUUACUCACUUUCUGUUCCUCUUGACAUGUACCUGCAAUGUAUCUGCUGGAUCGCCCAGCGUUCUUACCUCAAUAAAGUCUACUGAUACUCACACAAUGUAAA
Physcomitrium patens is the source of this 2408-nucleotide messenger RNA. Its product is annotated as nuclear poly(A) polymerase 1. Gene Ontology annotation, biological process: RNA 3'-end processing. Gene Ontology annotation, cellular component: nucleus. The record is from RefSeq and is a predicted model, not a curated record. NCBI's taxonomy places the organism in Eukaryota, Viridiplantae, Streptophyta, Bryopsida, Funariales, Funariaceae. Gene Ontology annotation, molecular function: poly(A) RNA polymerase activity; RNA binding.